CCCACUCCCUGCCCGCAUCCCAGGGUAUCUUGCCAUCCUGGGGGUUCUCUGUGCCUCUCAGCUUCCUGUCUACCUGCCUCCUCCCUCCCGGCAGGUUUGUUGGGCAUCCAUCCUUUUCUGCCUGGGCAUCCCCCCACCGCCGCUAUCUUCGCCACUGUCUCUUCUUCUGUCUCCUCCUCUUCCCACCCUCUCCUCUCCUCUCUUCUCCCUGCCCCUUUAAAUCUGCCUGGCCCAGCCUCCCCCGUGAUGCUGGGAUGGAGCAAACAUUGAUUUGUGCUGGGAUGGAAUCGGAAUUUUGAUAUUUUUUCCUCUCACAACCAUAAGAAGAAAAAAAUAAUAAAAACACCCUCUCUUGGUUGCCCCCUCUCCCUUCCCAUCCAGUUCCCAGCUCCUCUUCCCUAGCUCCAUCCAAGGCGGAUUUUUUUUUUCUCUACACUAUUCUCAUCUCCCCCCACACCCCUGCCACUACCUUGCCCCCCCCCUCCCCGCCUGCUCCUCCAGCUGGGGAGAGAGGGGACUCUCUCCUUCGGCUCCCCCACCUUCGCUCUCUGGGUAGGAGCAGUCUCUCCGGAAGGGGAGGGGGCUUGGCUUGUGCGGGCGAGGUGGGAGUGGAGGUAUCCUGCCAUGGACGCCGAGCCUGGGAGGCUGCCUGAACCCCAGCCCACAUGCCACUCAGGAUGAGGGUCCGGCCCUGUCAGCCCGCGCUGGGGCCCCCCCGCCCGGCCCCGGUCUAACUGCCCCCGCCCCCAGGCCUCGCCCGGCUCCCAGGCCCCCAGCCGGCUCUCCAGCCCCAGGAUGCGCUGAGCCGCCGGGGGGCUGAGGCCGCGCCAACUACAUGCAUGUCCCCCGGGGGCAAGUUCGACUUUGACGACGGGGGCUGCUACGUGGGGGGCUGGGAGGCGGGGCGGGCACAUGGCUACGGCGUGUGCACGGGGCCCGGCGCCCAGGGCGAGUACAGCGGCUGCUGGGCGCACGGCUUCGAGUCACUGGGCGUCUUCACGGGGCCCGGCGGACACAGCUACCAGGGCCACUGGCAGCAGGGCAAGCGCGAAGGGCUGGGCGUGGAGCGCAAGAGCCGCUGGACAUACCGCGGCGAGUGGCUGGGCGGGCUAAAGGGGCGCAGCGGCGUGUGGGAGAGCGUGUCCGGCCUGCGCUACGCCGGGCUCUGGAAGGACGGCUUCCAGGACGGCUACGGCACCGAGACCUACUCCGACGGAGGCACCUACCAGGGUCAGUGGCAGGCGGGGAAGCGCCACGGCUACGGGGUGCGCCAGAGCGUGCCCUACCAUCAGGCGGCGCUGCUGCGCUCGCCCCGCCGCACCUCUCUGGACUCUGGCCACAGCGACCCCCCGACGCCGCCCCCGCCCCUGCCCCUGCCAGGCGACGAGGGAGGCAGCCCGGCCUCCGGCUCCCGGGGCGGAUUCGUGCUGGCCGGGCCCGGGGACACUGACGGCGCGUCCUCCCGCAAGCGCACCCCCGCGGCCAGCGGCUUCUUCCGCCGCUCGCUGCUGCUCAGCGGGCUCCGGGCAGGCGGGCGCCGCAGCUCCUUGGGCAGCAAGCGGGGCUCCCUGCGCAGCGAGGUGAGCAGCGAGGUGGGCAGCACAGGACCCCUGGGCUCCGAGGCCAGCGGGCCCCCGGCCCCAGCGCCGCCCGCCCUCAUCGAGGGCUCCGCCACUGAGGUGUAUGCGGGCGAAUGGCGCGCGGACCGGCGCAGCGGCUACGGCGUGAGCCAGCGCUCAAACGGGCUGCGCUAUGAGGGCGAGUGGCUGGGCAACCGGCGGCACGGCUACGGGCGCACCACCCGCCCCGACGGCUCCCGCGAGGAGGGCAAGUACAAGCGCAACCGGCUGGUGCACGGAGGGCGCGUGCGCAGCCUACUGCCUCUGGCCCUUCGGCGGGGCAAAGUCAAGGAAAAGGUGGACAGGGCUGUCGAGGGCGCCCGUCGAGCAGUGAGUGCUGCCCGCCAGCGCCAGGAGAUCGCUGCUGCCAGGGCAGCAGACGCCCUUUUAAAGGCAGUGGCAGCCAGCAGUGUUGCUGAGAAGGCUGUGGAGGCUGCUCGAAUGGCCAAGCUGAUAGCCCAGGACCUGCAGCCCAUGUUAGAGGCCCCAGGCCACAGACCCAGGCAGGACUCAGAAGGUUCCGACACAGAGCCCUUGGAUGAGGACAGCCCUGGGGUGUACGAGAAUGGACUGACUCCCUCAGAGGGCUCCCCUGAACUGCCCAGCAGCCCUGCCUCUUCCCGUCAACCCUGGCGACCCCCUGCCUGCCGGAGCCCACUGCCUCCUGGAGGGGACCAGGGUCCCUUCUCCAGCCCCAAAGCUUGGCCUGAGGAGUGGGGGGGCCCAGGUGAGCAGGCAGAGGAACUAGCUGGCUAUGAGGCGGAGGAUGAGGCUGGGAUGCAGGGACCAGGGCUCAGAGACGGUUCCCCACUCCUUGGAGGCUGCAGUGACAGUUCUGGAAGUCUUCGAGAGGAGGAGGGGGAAGAUGAAGAGCCCUUGCCCCGGCUGAGGACCCCAGGGGCCUUGGAGCCUGAUCCCAUGGCCACACCAGUCCUGAGGGGCCCAUCCUCAAGGGGUCCUGAAGCUGGGUGCCUGAUGGAAGAGCUUGAUGAGCCAGCUGCAACUGAGAGGCCUGCCCAGCCGGGAGCUGCCAAUCCCCUGGUGGUGGGAGCCGUGGCCCUCCUGGACCUCAGCCUGGCGUUCCUGUUCUCCCAGCUCCUCACCUGAGGCUCCUGCCUGACCUAGUUCUGGCUUCGGGUGCUGCCUCUUCACUCCUUUUACCUGCCUUUUUCUCUUUUUCUCCUCCUGACUGUUUUUUCUCUAAUCUUCCUCUUCUCUUUUUUCUUUUCUGUCUCCCUUUGUUUUUGUCUCUUGCUUUUUCUUUCCCCACUUUUCCUUUCAGAUUCUCUCAUUUAUUCUGGAUCUGUCUCUGUCUUCCUCACUCCCUUCCACCCCACCCCUUCUCUUUCUCUAGAUUGUUUACAUAUGAAGGGCUUUUCUUGCUCAGAGUUGCUCUCUUCUCUGAGACACACAAAUCUAAGUCAGACCAUUGCCCCACACCCUCCCCGCCUUUUCUUUAGACCUGAACUUGGAUGAGGGUGGAGGGUUGGUGUCUUGAGGAGUCUCCUGGAAGCGGAGUGGAAAGGAGGAAGAAUAUGGAGAAGGGAUGACUGUAUACUAGGCAAGGCACUGGCUGAGGUGCUGUGGCUCCCUAACCCAGGGACCUGGUAUCUCUCUAAGGCCAAGUGAAAAAGCUGGAGGAGAUACAACCACCAUCUCUGACCUUGAAGGAUCCUGUCUCCCCUCCAAGCACUGAGCUAGGUUCUUGCCUAACCCCAUCCUUCCCUGAAGGGGGUAUGGAGGGAAAUGGAAAGUGGAGUGACUCCCUAGCAUCUCCCACUUUCUUUCCUCAACAGCCAGCCCCUCGUCCAACCCAGCCCCCUCGGGUGGCAUGCCAUGUCCAGAUCAAUGUGUAAAGGAAAGAGCCCAAUGCAGCCAAGUCUACCACCCUCUUUCUUCCUCUAAAAAUUUGGUUGGUCUGGACUCACUUGUGGCCUUUGAUUAAAUUUCUAAGGGGCCUGAAGAAGACAUUCAUUCCUACUGCAGAGGUUUAGAGGCACUUGAGCAAGGACCCCACUCCCCAGCUCUGGCAGUUGUAUGGGUGGAGGCAGUUCUGAAGAGAAAUAGAACCAGACCAGGUAACAGGAACUCACAGGGCAGCACAAGCUGUGACAAGCUUAGUAGUCUCUAAGUGGGGUAUAUCUCUUCCCACAUCACAUCAGAAUCUUGUGACAUGGGAAAGCAACAGAAGGAGGGGAUCACAGGAAGCCAAUCUAUCACACACUUUCCAGGCGGGGCAGAGGUGGGCGUCAAACCUGGGUGAGAGGUGGGCGGAGAGCCCUGUUGGAGGUUGUGGCUGAUCUCUGGUACGAGCUUUUCCCCUGAGGGCAGGAAGCCCUAAGAAGAGGGUACUGUAAGGUCCCCAGGGGACCUUCCCUCCCUCCCCUGCAUGAGGCAGAGGCAAGCUGCCUGCCAACCCCCUCCCCCUCCUCAAGGAAUGGCCUUGCCUGGGAAUGCCCGCCACACACACCCUCUUUUUUUCUAGUCCAACCGUUUACUCCUUGGCCUGCCUCCCUCCUUCCCCCCCUUUCAACCUUUACUUCUGAUUUCUGUUUCAUGGAAUUUGGGAUUGAAGUUCAACUACAACAGUGCCGCCAACACCAAGUCUUGCAGGAAAAAAAAAAUACAAAGAAAUUUAACAAAAAAAAAAUAUAUUAAUAAAAAAGUUCAAAAAAGGGGGGGGAUUGUCAUCUCCUUUGGGGUGCGAUGGCUUCAAACCCAAGCUCUCUGAGGCUCCCUGGGUGGUGAAAAUGUACGAGGAGCCCUCUUGGGGAACUUCAGGCCUGUUACAAAGUCUCCCAGUCCCUAUAGAAGAGUCCUUCCCCCUAAACUCCAAAGCCUGAGGCCUGAGGUCAGAGGACUCAAGACGGCUCAGCAGGGCAGCCCAUGAGGGGCGGGGUCCCGUGAUGGGGGCGGGGAGAGGGAAGGACCAGACCAAGCACCAACCCCGGCCGGGCCCUGUACCAGGAAACGCCAGGGGGACAGGAACGGAGUUGAAACAGAAGCCA
This is a messenger RNA of Hipposideros armiger (great roundleaf bat), 4627 nucleotides long. RefSeq names its product junctophilin 4 (gene JPH4). The record is from RefSeq and is a predicted model, not a curated record. The coding region runs from base 840 to 2726 and encodes 628 amino acids. NCBI's taxonomy places the organism in Eukaryota, Metazoa, Chordata, Mammalia, Chiroptera, Hipposideridae. Gene Ontology annotation, cellular component: plasma membrane; endoplasmic reticulum membrane; junctional membrane complex. The transcript is spliced from 6 exons. Gene Ontology annotation, biological process: regulation of synaptic plasticity.